UUUACUUGCUGCACCCCUUUCUCUCUCACUUAUAUUUUUCUUCAUGUUACUCGUGAAGCCUCCAGUCAUCUUGAGCGGAGUCAAUGUUUCUUGAAGAGGUAAAGCUCAGUUACAGACAGACAGCCGUUUCGCAGCAACCAUGAGCACAACAAAGACCAGCGGACUCAAAGCGCCCAGCAAGAUUGGCAGACCAACCAGUGCUGUGGCCACAAAGAUGCCUCUCACUACAGCUCCUCCUAAAACAACUCAAAGUGACAAGACCUCUGCUGAAGCCCAAGAUGCAGAAGAGCAGUUCAACAUUGGGGAUCGAGUCUGGGUGAAUGGCAACAAGCCAGGUGUCAUUCAGUUUCUAGGAGAGACCCAGUUUGCUCCGGGUCAGUGGGCAGGCGUGGUGCUGGAUGAGCCAAUCGGAAAAAAUGAUGGCUCUGUCUCGGGAGUGCGCUAUUUUCAGUGUGAUGCAUUGAAGGGUAUAUUCACACGCCCCUCCAAACUUUCACACACAGAAGGUGAGGCAAAUGGGACAACAACAGCUCCCCCAUCCCGUGCUGCUUCACCCACCCCGUCCACUGCAUCAGUAUCUGCUUCUGCCAAGAAACCAGCCUCACCCACUAAAACAGCCACACCGGCCUCAGACCUUGUGCGGUCCAAGAGUGAAUCUGUGUCCAAUCUGUCAGAAACUGGUUCUGUGAAGAAAGCGGAACGAGAGCUGAAGAUUAAUGAUCGAGUGCUGGUCGCUGGCUCGAAAGCUGGUGUAGUGCGCUUCUUGGGUGAAACAGAUUUUGCCAAGGGUGAGUGGUGUGGUGUAGAGUUGGAUGAGCCCUUGGGAAAAAAUGAUGGUGCUGUGGCUGGAACCAGGUAUUUCCAGUGUCAGCCCAAGUAUGGUCUUUUUGCACCCGUGCACAAGGUGACUCGUAUAGGUUUUCCCUCCACUACUCCAGCCAAGGCCAAGACUUCCGUGCGAAAGACUGUGACCACACCAGCAGGAUUGAAACGCAGCCCUAGUGCCUCUUCCAUCAGCUCCAUGAGCUCUGUGGCUUCGUCUGCCAGCUGCAAGCCAAGUCGCACGGGACUGCUGACAGAGACGUCGUCGAGGUACUCACGCAAGAUCUCCGGCACUACUGCACUUCAGGAGGCCCUGAAGGAGAAGCAGCAACAUAUAGAACAGCUCCUCGCUGAGCGUGACCUGGAGCGAGCUGAGGUUACCAAGGCAACCAGCCAUGUGGGCGAAGUGGAGCAGGAGCUUACGUUGCUAAGAGAAGGCCAGGAGCAGUAUGUAGUGGAGAUGGAGGCCAAAAUGGACCAGUUGCGAGCACUGGUGGAGGCCGCAGACAAAGACAAGGUGGAGCUGCUGAAUCAGCUGGAAGAGGAGAAGAGGAAGGUGGAGGACCUGCAGUUUCGGGUGGAGGAAGCUUGUAUUACCAAAGGAGAUUUGGAGACGCAGACACGACUGGAGCAUGCCAUACUUAAGGAACUCGAACAGAGUCUGCUCUUUGAAAAGGCCAAAGCUGACAAACUUCAGAGGGAGUUAGAAGACUCUAGGGUGGCUACGGUCUCUGAGAAGUCCCGUAUCUUGGAGUUGGAGAGAGAUCUUGCAUUAAGGGACAAGGAGGUAGCUGCCUUCCGCAAGCCACUGGAAGUUGUACCUGGGCAAGAUGGGGAAACUGAUGAGCCCGCCGUGGCAACACUCCAGGAGGAACUCUGCUCCCUCCGUACACAGCUGGCUGCUCAGAGUGCCAGUCACCAAGCAGAGUUGUCUGCCUUGCGUGAGACGCUUGAGUGUAGAGAAAAAGCACACGGUGAUGCCCUGGCACAGCUCCAGGCGUCUUCAGGUCAUUUGUCGAAGGAUAAUGAACAGCUUUGUCUUCGCCUGGCAAAAACAGAGGAAGAGAACUCAAAUGUAGUUGAGCACUGGCGUGUAAAACUAGCAUCAGUCGAGGCCUCACACCAGCAAGUCUUGGAGGAACUCAAAGAUGUUUCUGGGGCUGGUCAAACGGAGUCGGUGGAACUGCGUAUGGCUCUAGAACGGUUAAAGGUGACACACAAACUGGAACUAGAGGAGAUCGGCAACAAGUAUGCUGCUGAAGUCACCGGGUGGAUGCAUAAAACCAAAGAGCUUCAGACGCAGCUUCUGCGAGUCACUGAAGAGAAGGAGCAGCUGGUGGAGUCACUACGCACCAACCUGGAAAACGUAGAGGAGCAGCACCUGGUGGAGAUGGAGGAGGCCUUGGGCAAACUCCACACUGCUGAGCUCAGGGUAAAAGAGCUAGAGGAAGAGGGGGUUAAGUUGGGACAGCAGUUACAGGACAAGUCUUUGGAAGCUCAGAAGCAAAAUGCAGCCUUGGAAACACUACAGUCACAGCAGAGUCAAGGUAACCAGGAGAUGCAGAGGCUAUUAGCCCAACUAGAGGAGGCAAAGGGCAAAGCCAGAUCUCAGGAAGAGAAGGUUGCUGGGUUGAACUCAGUAAUAGAGGUCAAACAGCAAGAGUUGAAUGGGCUGUUGCUGGACAAGAGCUCUUUGGAGCAAGAAGUUAGUGUAUUGAAACAAAAUCUCGAAACAACAUCUAAUGACCAAGCCAAAUCUGCUCAGACUAAUCAAGAGUUAUGCGAGGAGCUCAGGAAGAAAGAGGAACAUUGUACAUCACUGUCUGCUGAAUUGCAAGAUAUCAAGAGCAAACUAGCUGGAUUGCAGAGAAAUUUUAAAGCAAUUGAAGAAAAAUGUGACCUGCUGACCAAAGACAAGGCUAAUCUUGAGAAUGACAUCAUGGACAUGAUGAAGUCAUCCGGAGACAGUUCUUCUCAGCUUGCAAAGAUGAAGGAAGUAAUAAACCAGAAAGACAGGAGAUUAGAGGAGCUUGAGAACCAACUUGCCGAGCAGAGUGAGAGGAAAGCUCAAGCAGAGGAGAGACACUCUCAAGAACAAGUCCAGGCAGAGAAGGAAGCAAAAGACAUUUCUGAGAGACACAAAGCAGAGCUUGCCAACCUACAGGAAAAGAUCAAACUCCUGGAGAAGAGCAUUGAGGAGAAUGAAGCUAAAACCAAAGACAUGCAUGUUCUGGGAGAGAACGCUCUUGCAGAUGCUGUAGAACAUCAUUCAAAAGAACUGCAGGGAUUGCACACUCGGUUUGAAAAAGCGCAACAAGAACUGAGUGCGUCUCGGGAAGAAAGCCUGGAGCUGAAGAAACGGAUUGAGGAGUUGAUACUUUUCCAAGAAAAGGCAAAGGGCUCAGAAAGUGUGCUACAGACUACGCAGGCCUCACUGGAGCGGUUAAGCCAGGACAACAGUCAACUAGAGAAAGACAAAUCUGAGGCUCAGGCUCUGGUGAUGCAGCUCAAGAACACCAUGCAAGAAGUACAGAGCAAGCUGGAUGUUGUCAUGCAGCAGAACUUGCAGUAUGAAGAUAAUAUGGGUUCUGACAGUCAGAAGAUCAGCAGUCUCUCUAAAGAGAUUGAGGAGUUGAAACUAGCAGUGACUGAUACAACUCAGGCAAUGGACUCACUGAAACAACAGAAUGAAAAGCUAACCAUAGAACUCGCCAGCAGCCAUGAAGACAGUGACAUUCUGCUAAAUCUCAAAAAGGAGUGUGACAACCUUCAUGAUCAAUUGAAGGAGAUGAAAAAGAGGGAGAGCACUUUAACAAGUGAAUCAGAGAAGGAGAAAGCAGCACUUCAGCAAUCUCUCCAAACACAGAGUGCCUUGAUCUCAGGAAAGGACAAAGAAUUAGACUCUCUGAGAAAUGAGCUCGAAAAGGAGUGUGAAAAAUUCAACGAUCAAUUGAAGGAGAUGAAAAUGAGGGAGGGCACUUUAACAAGUGAAUCGGAGAAGGAGAAAGCAGCACUUCAGCAAUCGCUCCAAACACAGAGUGCCUUGAUUUCAGGAAAGGACAAAGAAUUAGACUCUCUGAGAAAUGAGCUGGAUGCUGUAACGCAGCAGAAAUCACGAUAUCAACAGGAUCUGAGUUCUUACAGUCAGAAGAUCAGCAGUUUCGCUAAAGAAAUUGAGGAGUUGAAACAAGCAGUCGCUGAUAAAACUGAGGCAAUGGACUCACUGAAACAACAGAAUGAAAAGCUAACCAUAGAACUCGCCAGCAGCCACGAAGACAGUGACGUUUUACUCAAUCUUAAACAGGAGUGUGACAAGCUCAACAGUCAGUUGAAGAAGAUUAAAAUGAGGGAGAGCACUUCAAGUAAAACAGAAAAGGAGAAAACAGCACUUCAGCAAUCUCUCCAAACACAGAGUGCCUUGAUCUCACAAAAGGACAAAGAAUUAGACUCUCUAAGAAAUGAGAUGGCACACAUUCUGCAGUCCAAUGUAAAAUCUCAUGAGUGUGAGAAAGCUCAGCUGCAGGACCGAGUGAAGCAUCUAGAGAAGAGUCUAGCAGAUGCACAAAUCAGCAGCCAAGGAGACACAUCCUCAGAUAAUUCUGCCCUGAAUCAGUGGCGGGAAGCAAAGGAGAACGCUGGGCAUCAGGUUGAAUUCCUGAAUACGGUUAUUGUGGAUCUGCAGCGGAAGAAUAACGAGUUGAAGUCUAAACUAGAGAAGAUGGCAGAGGCAGCACUCAAUGGAAACACUGCUGGUGAAAUGGACAGCCAAAACAGUCAUGCUGAGGCAGCAAUUAAGAAGAAGCCCCCUCCCCGUCUCUUCUGCGACAUAUGUGACUGCUUUGACCUACAUGACACCGAAGACUGUCCCACCCAAGACCAGAUGCUAGAAUCUCCCCCGCACUCCACCUACCAUGGCAGUCCCAAUGAUGAAAGACCUUACUGUGACAUCUGCGAGGUCUUUGGUCAUUGGACGGAUUCCUGCAAUGACGAUCAGACUUUCUAGGGUCCUACUUUUCCCCCUUUGUGCAACAUUUAAACUUGCAAUACUGUAAAUGCCUUGAAUCAAACAGUGCACAAGAGACAAUGUAGAAGUGUGUGUGGUUUGUUUUCACUUGUGUGUUUGUUUACCAUCAUACUCCAUAAAAGCCUAAAUCUUCAGUCACUUUAAAUCAAGCAUCUAGAGUCAUCUAGGUCAUCAAUGUCAUUUGUUGCACAGAAUGACUGUUUGGAGGAAAAAUGUUUUAAAUGUCAUGGGGUUCCUAUGAAAGUACAUUGUACUGAACGAUCAUUCUUCAUAUGGAGGUAUAGAUGGAUAACCAUGAGAUGUGGAGAUGUGUAGAAGUCUUUGGACUUUAGUUCAAAGCUUGCCUUCUCAAUGUCUCAACAGCAUUUCUCUUAACCGUUUGGAUACUGGAAAAUAAAUAUUACCAUAAAAAGAGUAUAUUGUUUUAGAAUUGUGAAUGUAUCAUUUAUUCUGAGCAAAAAAAUGAGUUAACAGAUAUGUUUCAAUUAUUGAAUGACUGUUAGAGCAAUUUUUAUUUUCACAUGGAAACAUUUUCUGAAACUUGGAGGGUUAAAGUUUUGCACAAAAAAAUUUGAAAACAAUUUACAUCACAUUACUGCUUUUGUUACUUUAUUAAAAGUUGUGGUGUUUGGGUAUGUGCUGUAUAAACUUCCAAUCUCUUUUGUUCUGUGAUCAACUGUUUUUUCCAGGUUACGUUUGCAAUACAUAUAUUUGUAUAGAAGUCAAGGGAGGGAAAACCUUAUGGAGAAAACCAUCUUUUAAUAAGUGGAAAAAAAUAUUCUGUGUCGUGUUAUUUGUUAAUGCUUGUGUGCUGCUCAAAAAAGAAGUGUCUGGCACUGAAGAAUAUUUUGAACUCCUUAGAAACAUCUGUGGGAAAUGUAGGGCUGUUUGGACCUUCUGUAAGCCAGACACUGCUGUAUGUUUUUGAAAAUUAAACUGCUUGAAGAAAAAAAGCAGUGAGUCAAUAAAUAUUAACAUGCUGUUUUCAAAUAAAAUUGUCUACGAGAAGAUUCAUCUACCAGACACCCUGUCCUUGGCUGUCUUGUUUCAUGUUCAU
Molecule: messenger RNA, 5903 nt
Organism: Xyrauchen texanus (razorback sucker)
Lineage: Eukaryota; Metazoa; Chordata; Actinopteri; Cypriniformes; Catostomidae
Gene: clip1a
Product: CAP-GLY domain containing linker protein 1a
Exons: 30
Coding region: 140-4825 (1561 amino acids)
Biological process (GO): cytoplasmic microtubule organization; positive regulation of microtubule polymerization
Cellular component (GO): nucleus; microtubule plus-end; cytoplasm
Molecular function (GO): microtubule plus-end binding
Source: RefSeq, a predicted model, not a curated record